This is a messenger RNA of Cylindrotheca closterium, 813 nucleotides long. Lineage: Eukaryota; Bacillariophyta; Bacillariophyceae; Bacillariales; Bacillariaceae. The record is from the annotation of a GenBank genome assembly.
AUGAGAAAGAAGGCACGGUUGAAGAGAUUACGUAUCUCAUUAUACCAGGCUGUCGCGUCAAAGGUAAAAUCACGAAAGAAAGGAGAGUUUUGGGAUAAAAACGUGUUGAGCACUGAGGCAGGAAGAAAGAUUACUGAACGGGCGCAUAAUUCAAUAUUCCAGCAGAGUGGAACUGAGAAGAAAGCGACUUACAAUGUGGAUGAGUCGUUGGUGAUUUCACGUGUCAUACAACAGAUUUGUGACGAAAUUUUCAAAGAACGAGGCAAAGAAGCUGCGCUCAAGGAACUUGAUCAACUGAUCAAACGAAGUUGUUGGACACCCACCAGUAUUGGUGAAUUGAAUGAGUCCAAGAAAAGGAAAGCAGUCGAUGCAAUGAUGUUACUGGCAGAGAAAAACAGUGGUGAUAUCAAAGGUUGUUUUGUAUAUAAAGGAAAUGAGACAAGAGACUGGCUGUCUCGAGAGGACACAGCUAGCCCGACCGCAUCGCAUGAAGGUAUCUGUUGCACAGGAGUGAUUGACGCGCACAAAGGUAGAUGCAUGAUGUCAAUGGACAUUCCGAAUGCAUUCACUCAGACCUUGAUGCCAGAUUUAGGUGAUGGAGAAGAUCGGGUGAUCAUGAAGGUAACUGGACUGAUGGUCCAAUAUAUGAUCGACUUGGACCCGACCUAUUGCGAUUGUGUUGUUUAUGAGAAUGGUAAGAGGGUGAUCUAUGUUGUGAUCCUUUGUGCCAUAUAUGGGAUGUUGCAGGCAUUGUUGCUAUGGUAUCGAAUUUUGAGGGCUUCUCUAGAGGAGUAUGGCUUUGUUUUUAAUUGA